Messenger RNA from Dermacentor albipictus, 3457 nucleotides. Its product is annotated as protein SPT2 homolog. NCBI's taxonomy places the organism in Eukaryota, Metazoa, Arthropoda, Arachnida, Ixodida, Ixodidae. Gene Ontology annotation, molecular function: DNA binding; histone binding. Gene Ontology annotation, cellular component: nucleolus. The record is from RefSeq and is a predicted model, not a curated record. Gene Ontology annotation, biological process: nucleosome assembly; transcription by RNA polymerase I.
AUGCCGUUAGGACUGUCCCUAUUGCGUCCACCAUAGUUACCCGAGUGCUUCUUGUGUGUUAUGUUCGGCUGUGUGUGAUUGUGCGUGUGUGCAAAGCUAUAUUCCCUGCCAUAUUUCGUCGCUCUAUUAAAGGGCGUUGCAUCGCAGAUCGCGCAUCGUCCGUGUGGCGCCAUGAAUUUCGGGAAGCUGCUCAACGUCGCCGAGAAAAACCGCUCGGCUUCCGCGGUCGAGAAGACUGUGAAGCGGUACAGCACAGAGGUGGCUCCAGCCAAGAAGGCACCACGCAGCAAUGUUCAAUCGGCCGCCAUCAGGGCAUUCCUACAGCGGAAGGAAGAAGAGGAGCGUAGAAGACAGAUUGAGGAACAGAAGAAAAAAGAGAAGCUUCUUGAGCUGCGGGCUCAGAAUUCCAAGUCUAACAAGCGUGCCAAGGUGAUGGCGUCGCGCACCAAGGACAACAACUUUGGCCGCAUCCGUCUGACAGAGGACGAGGAAGAGGCACGGCGCAAGCGGGAGGAAGAGCUCCGGCGCAAGAUGCUCACUGACAAGGUGGAGCGCAUGAAGGCGCGCAUCAAGCUCCAGCAGGAGGAAGAGGCCCUGCCGCACAAGCGCAAGCGCAAGCGACGCAACUCCCAGGGGGAGAUCAUUACCGAGCCCGAGAAGCAGGAACCACCAGAACGCAAGCCACGCAAGCGCAAAUACGAGCUAUACACUGGCGAGCAAUCGGAUGAGGAGAAGAAGAAGCCGCCGCCGCCCAAAGCGACCCCACGGCCAGCCCCCAUUGUGGACUACCACACGCUGCUCCAGCUGGCCAACGCAAAGCAGCACGAGCCGGUUGUCAUCGAGCGGCUGGCGCCCACUCGGUCCGACGAGUCACGGCCCCUCACCAAGCAGGAGAAGGAACGACGCCUCGAGGAGGAACUGCACCGAAAGGGUGUCAAGUUGCCGUCCAAGUUCCCACCGGCCAAGCGGAAAGACGGGGCUGACAAAAAGGCACCAACGGCAGCAGUCAAUGGCAAGCGCCCGGCAGCCCCCGACAAGACGCAAAAGUCUGAGCGUGGUGAGCGUCACGUGGAGGAGCGGCAUAAGUCUGAGCGAGGUGAACGUCACACGGAGGACCGGCAUAAGUCCGAGCGUAGUGAGCGCCUCGCGCAGGAGCGGCAGAAGUCAGAGCGCGAGCGUCUCAUGGAGGAGCGGCAGCGGCUGAUGGAGGAGGAAGAGCGCGAGCUGCAGGAGAUGGAGCAGCGGCUGGCCGAGCGUCGCAAGGAGAUCGCCCGCAAGCAGCGAGAGCUUGAGGAGAAGGAGGCGAGAGCAUCCUCUGCAAAGCGACCGCCCGAGAAGACAGCCCCACCUAAGAAGCCCUCCAGCCAGCCUGCAGGGCGCCCUAGUUCCAGUGGGGGAGAGAGGAGGGACAGAGAUAGUGCACCACCCUCGGUCAAGAAGCCACCUGGGAGCAGUAUGGCCGACGACCGAAGACCAAAAGUCUCAUCCGAGACAUCUGCGCACAAUCGACCGUCGUCUUCAUCCCUUUCCAAAAAGCCGUCAUCGUCUUCAUCAUCAUCAUCUCGAGAUGCACUAAAGAAUGGCAGCCGAGCACCGGAUGCCCGUUCUUCGCUCUCCAAGAAGCCCACCUCCUUGUCCAAAUCUCGAGUUGAAGAUGAGGAGGACGAGGGGGACACCUUCUACGCAUACUCGCACAAGCCCAAGGCUCCACUGCCCAAGGGCUCCUCUUCAGCGUCAUCAUCAUCGCAGUUGUCCAAGAAGCCAUCAUCGUCUUCCAACGCAGCCGAUGUCAAACGCAGCUCCUCGGGUUCCACCUCCCACAGCCACAAGUCAUCGCACAGCAGGGAUGACAGUCGCACAUCAACGCACAAGUCGGCCGUUCCGAGCCGUGCACGAGAGGAGGCACGUCGGAAAGGCGAGGAGAAGUCGGCUAGUAACUCACGGCUGAGCGAGGAGGAGCUGGCACGGCGUAAGGAGCAGGCGUUGCGCAUCAAGCGCCAGCUGGAGGAGAAGCGCAAGGAGACAACAGAGCCUGCGCCAAAGACCAAGAAGCUGGAGGAACAGUACGAGGACCUCUACCGGCGGCUACAGGGUGUCCAGUACAUAGAUUCUGAAGAAGAUGAUGACGAGUACGAGGAUGAAGAGGACGAGAUGGAUGACUUUAUUGAUGACACACCGCAAGAUAUUGACUACUCCAAGCAUAUCCGUGAGAUCUUUGGCUACGAUAAGAACAUGUUUGAGGAUGAUGAAGAUGAUGAAGCCAUGGAGUCAAGCUAUGCAGAACAGAUGAAGGAGGAAGUUCGAAGUGCGAGAAUCGGACUCAAGGAGGACCUCGAGGACAUGAGGCGCGAGGAAGAGGAGCUGCGACAGAAGCAAAUGCGCAAGCUGCAGAUGAUGCGCAAGAUGCACCGAAAGCUGUAGAGCCCCCAUGCUAAUGGCAUGCUGGACUGUGUGGCUAAAGUGGUGUCAAACAAAGGCCAAGGAACUGUGACCGUCCCUGAGUGAAGUGUUCACAUUGUGCUUGCCUGUGCAGCGGAAAGUGUCUCUUUGAUGCCAUCUGCGUGCUACAGCAGUGACGACCAUUUGAUGCCACUGCAUUCGCACUGCGUCUUAUGCAGUUGUCGCAGCCCAACCUGCAUCUUUGUGCCCUGCUGGGAGGUCAGGUGAAUUUUUUUCCCCGGAAAGUUUUGCUUGGAAAUGGUGCUGUCGAUGCCAGCAAAAGCAACAGUCGCUACCCACUGGAACUGGAUUUGAGGACAUGCGUUGGAAAAAGACGUGUUUCUGGGCGAAACUUAGAAUUCGGGACUGUAGCCAAACAACGUACUGCAAGCCUCACCGAGUGCUAUAACUGCCCGGUGGCAUAUUGUGUUUUAUCUGCAUGUCUGUUGUGUUGCCCCUUGCAUCUGAAAGCUAUUAUUGGCAUGUACUGUCUGUCGCACAAUCUGAAUGCUUGCAUGCGAAUUAGUGCUGCUUCUCCCUGCAUGUGAGAACACACUAAUUGUGAUCCUUGUGGACAUGUUCUGGGAGCAACCCACAGGCUUGCUGGCUUGCCUGAAGCUUGCAUGGUACAGAAGCUAUAAGGUGGACACUUCAGCAGACCCAAGUAACCACCUCAAAUGGGCAAACUGAGCAUAGGCGUUCUUGCCACCUGCUGCUACCAUCAAGUGGUUUACUGUUACACUUUCACCUGCUCAAGUGCUGCAUCACUGCUCGCUGGUUGGCUCAGGCACUCGUGUGAGUUUUGAAUGGUGCCCACCACUGUUUGCUGUAGAUGAACAUGGCUUGUCUCUGUGCAUGGCUUGUGUUGUUGGGAAGCUUACCGCACUGAAAGCUUGCAUUCAGUUUGUGACUUAAAUUCUGUAGUAGACGGCACGGCGCUUCACCUGAUAGUGGCUACUACCAUGUCUUAUUUCUUUUGGGGCAUAUCUGCGCAGUCAUAUAAAAGCUUUCUGUUUUC